UUCAGAACCGAACUGAAAACACAUUAUUUUGAGUGGCCGAGAAACGCGCAUGAGUGAAAUAAAUUUUCACGCUUUCAAACAGAGCGUCAGAGCAGAGCAGAGCAAAGGCAGCAGAAAAGCAGAGCAAAAGCAAAAGCGGCAUCUGAGGAAGAGACUUUUCGACGGCGACGUAUCACAAAAUCAGAAACGAUCCGACAACCGACCGACAACCCACAACAACCGACAACACCGACCGUCCAUUCAUAGUGUAUGUUGUUGUUGUUGUUUCUUUCUAUACAGUAUAUAGUUUUUGUUGUUGAUGUUGUUGUGGUGUGGUGGGGCCGGGUCGUCGAGAGAUUCCCCAUGCGAUCCCCCACAAAAACGAUCCGCAAAUCAGUCGAAAGUCAGAGCCCGAGCUGUUCGAAAAUCGAACAGAAAAUCGGUGGUGGUAGUGCUGCGGCCGAUCGUCGAGAGUUUUUCGCGAGAGUGAAAAUAGGUGGAAAAUCCCGCAAUAUUAUCGGAUCUCAGAUCAUUCAGAUCGAAACGAACGGUCAAAGUGAGUGCUUCGAUACAUAUCUCCUCAUCGAUUCAAUAUCUGUUUCUCAACAUGGGAAAAACGGGCCCGAAGGAUGCGCCCCAUCAGCCUUCUCCGCAACAGAGAACAAAAUUAACAAAAAUUUAAAAACAAAACAAAAAAUACGAUAUAUCAAAAAAGGAGUAGAAGCUAAAAAUAUAUAUAUAUAUUCAGCCAAAAAGCCAAAAAAAAAGGGCAAAAAAGUGCAGACAAAAGGUUCAGAGAGUCGCGCGACUUCUUCGGUUUUCGGUCUGGGAUUCUGAUUAAAGCGCGCGUUUAAUUUCAUUUUUUACGCUACUCCCUGGUUAUCCCUGUAUCGCCCUGUAUCCCCGAAUAUACCCAUAACCCUCCAGUAUAUUCCCAACUCCACCCUUGGCCAGACUUUUGAUUCGCUGUUCGCUGGCUUUUAUAUUUUUUGUGGCCCAAACGUCGACCUGGACUCGGAGACUUGGACUUGGACUUGGACUUGGGCCUUUGGAACUUUUUGUUUGUUUCGUUCGCCGCCUGUUCCUGUGCCCUGUCCUGUACCCAGUGCCUGUUGUGUGUUUCUUCUUGUGGCUUGAAUCUCAAAACUUGGCCGACUGGCUGCUGGCCAUAAUAUUCCUUUUUAAACGCUGCUCAGUACGCCGGCAGCUUUCUCCGUGUGCGUACGAAUCUUACGCAGACUCCACAAAAAAAACACCACACACAAUAAAUUGUGAGAGAAAAACUUUAAACAAAAAGGAGAUCGAUCGGUGAUCAUGUCGCCCGGGAUUCCGCCACCAACCGCCAACUUCCCCCCAAAAUGAGAAAAAUAUAUAAAAAAAAAACCAAAAUCCACUCAGCUCGAGCCGCUUGAUUAAUUCGCACACGUCAACGGUAUUCAAAUAAGCAUCUCGUGUACUCAUCGUGGCCGCAAUAAAAAGCGCUUUAACUUUAACUACCUGCCAAAAAAAAAAAAAUUAAGAGCAAGCAUCAACAAAAACAAAAAACAAUAAAAUAAAAUAAAAACCCCUAUAUUAUAAUACUCAUUUUGGUUUAAAAAACAAAACACAAAAAUUCCACCAGCUCAGCGGGCCAGAAUUUGGUUUGUUGCCGCUGCAUUUGGCUUCAAUCGAUAUGCGUUUACUUAUGGUAAUUGCAAUUUUAAUAUUCGCAAUGCCAAUGACUGGAUUCGGAUGGGCCGAGGGCACCAACAUCCUUCUCGAUCCAAACCUUAUGUGCAAAAAGACACGUCGCCUGCGCGGCAAGUUGGCCGAAAUCUGCCGCCAAGACUCGGCCCUCUUGAAAGAGAUCAUCAUAAAUGGCAUCAACCUGGGCUUCCGCGAAUGCGAAUUUCAAUUCCGCAAUCGCCGCUGGAAUUGCACUGUUCUACGCAAGAGCAUGAGGAAAAUCUUAAUGCGAGACUCCCGGGAAACGGGUUUCGUAAACGCAGUCACAGCCGCCGGAGUUACCUACGCGGUUACCAAGGCCUGCACCAUGGGCACAUUGGUGGAAUGCUCCUGCGACAAGGCUCACAUGCGGAGGAAUGGGGGUCAGUUCCAAAUGGUCACUGCGGAAACGGCAGGAGCCGCACUGGAUCGCCAGCAACAGGCUUCCAUGUUGCGACAACAGUUGCCUUCGGCCCUGAACCGCGAGGGAAACAACACCAGCAAUGCCAGCAUGACGGAACUAGGUCCUUUGGCAGGACGACGCAAUAAUGGACGGAACGGAAGAAGACCCGGAGGCAGGAAAGGACGUCGCAAGUUCUGGGACAACAUAAAAUUCCCGGAGGGAGAGUGGGAGUGGGGCGGAUGCAGUGACAAUGUGAACUUUGGCCUCCGGCACUCCAGGGUAUUCCUCGACGCCAAACAAAGGCAGAGGCGCAGCGAUUUGGGGACGCUGGUCAAGUUGCACAACAACAAUGCAGGCAGAUUGGCAAUUCGGGAUGCCAUGCGACUGGAGUGCAAGUGCCACGGCCUCUCCGGCUCAUGCACCGUGAAAACCUGCUGGCUGAAGAUGCCCCCCUUCCGGGAGGUGGCCGCCCGACUGAGGGACCGCUACGACAGUGCCCGGAAGGUGACGCUGCGCAAUGAUGGCGAUAGUUUCAUGCCGGAAAACCCGCACGCAAGGCCGCCGAACAAAUACCAGCUGGUGUAUGCCGACGAAUCGCCGGACUUUUGCAGUCCCAACCCCAAAACGGGAGCUCUGGGCACCCAGGAUCGAGAGUGCAACAUCACCAGCACCGGAUCCGAUAGCUGUGACCGCUUGUGUUGCAAUCGGGGGCACCGACAUCGGACCGUCGAGGAGCAGACCAACUGCAAGUGCGUCUUCAAGUGGUGUUGCGAGGUGACCUGCGAAAAGUGCCUGGAGCAUCGGGAGGUCAACACCUGCCUGUGAACAGGUGUCUUCCCCCGACAUUUCACCAUUAUCAUUUGUAUUAUUAUUUAAUUCGGUUUAGUCAGGAAGAGAAUUUUGAAAGCUUUCCAUUUCGCGUGAUAGAAAACAUACACAAACACACACCCAUAUACAGAAAACAUUUGGCUGCUUAAGUAUUAUUAUUCUAAUUAUAACUAACAGUAUCUCUAAUAAUUUAGUUAGUUGUAAAUAAAAAACACAUCGAUUCAUGUAAGCUUUGUAAAUA
This is a messenger RNA of Drosophila ananassae, 3155 nucleotides long. It is a transcript of the gene Wnt6, whose product is annotated as protein Wnt-6. NCBI's taxonomy places the organism in Eukaryota, Metazoa, Arthropoda, Insecta, Diptera, Drosophilidae. Bases 1652 to 2911 code for a protein of 419 amino acids. Gene Ontology annotation, molecular function: frizzled binding; cytokine activity. The record is from RefSeq and is a predicted model, not a curated record. The transcript has 4 exons. Gene Ontology annotation, biological process: multicellular organism development; neuron differentiation; canonical Wnt signaling pathway. Gene Ontology annotation, cellular component: extracellular region.